AUGUUUAUAUGUAUUAAGUACAGUCACCAAACUCAAGCUGAUAAGUGCCUGCAGCGCUUGGGCUCCGGGGGUGCGAGCUCGUCGCCGAGUUCGCGGUGUCGUACCGGCAUGGCGGCGCAUCCCGCGCCGGCGCCGCCACCACCCGUCUGUCAAUACGAGGCUCGCGCGCUCCACCUCGACCGCUCCUCUAGAGGCGGCGGCGUCGCAGCUGCCACUGAGCUCAACCAACGAGCCGCCCGCCCCGGGCGGUAG
Molecule: messenger RNA, 252 nt
Organism: Arctia plantaginis
Lineage: Eukaryota; Metazoa; Arthropoda; Insecta; Lepidoptera; Erebidae
Source: the annotation of a GenBank genome assembly